GAAUAUUAAACAUAAUAAAAGAGAAUUUAGUGAAGAAGUUUAUGGAGUAGAAUCUAGUGAAAAAGAUGAGAAUUCUAAAGUGAAUAAUAUAGUAUCAGAAAUUUCUUUAAAACUUAUAAUAAAUCAAAAGGUGAAGAAUAGUCUUGCAAAAUGGAUAGUUAUUCAAAAAUCCAUUCUUAGAAAUUUUUAA
This is a messenger RNA of Funneliformis mosseae, 190 nucleotides long. The record is from the annotation of a GenBank genome assembly. Lineage: Eukaryota; Fungi; Glomeromycota; Glomeromycetes; Glomerales; Glomeraceae.